AUGGCUGAUGAUCAUCAAAUGGAUGGAACAGAGGAGAUAGAGCUAUCUCAUCCUAAUUCUAACCAUCAUCAGAGGAGCAGUUCUGCUGCUGCUUCUGCUUUCAGCAGUGAGGAAAAUGAUGAAGGAUUUGAUGGAAGGUUUGCUUCUGAAUGGGCUGUUAUUGAGAGAUUGCCAACUUUUCAGAGGAUUAGGGCAUCUCUGUUUGGUGAUAUUAUUGCUGCUAAUGGAAAUGGAAAUGGAAAUGGAGGAAUUAAAAAGGGUUGUGAUAAUUAUGAUGGUAAUAAAAGGGUUGUUGAUGUUUCAAAGCUUGGUGCAUCUGAAAAGCAUCUGUUCAUUGAGAAACUCAUUAGGCAUAUCCAGAAUGACAACCUUAAGUUGUUGCAGAAGAUCAGGAAAAGAAUUGAUAAGGUUGGUGUCAAAUUGCCUGCAGUUGAAGUAAGAUAUCACGAUCUUCGUAUUGAAGCAGAAUGUGAAGUUGUUGAUGGGAAGCCUCUGCCUACUCUUUGGAAUAGUUUCAAAAGCAAUCUCUUGGACCUUACUAGGCUAGUAGGUUUAAAGCCACAAACAUCCAAGAUCAGCAUCAUUGAUGGUGUUAAUGGUGUAAUUAAACCAGGAAGGCUGACUCUACUACUUGGUCCUCCAGGCUGCGGGAAGACCUCAUUUUUGAAGGCUCUCUCAGGAAACCUUGGAAAUCCUCUCAAGGUCAAUGGGGAGAUUUAUUACAAUGGAUACAAGCUAUCAGAGUUUGUACCUCAAAAAACUUGUGCUUAUAUCAGCCAGUAUGACUUGCAUAUCCCUGAGAUGACAGUUCGAGAAACACUCGAUUUUUCGGCUUGCUGUCAGGGCAUUGGUAGAAGAGAAGAAAUUAUGGUGGAGCUCAGCCACAAGGAGAGAGAGGCUAGAGUUGUUCCUGAUCCUGAUGUAGAUACUUACAUGAAGGCGAUUUCUGUUGAGGGAAAAAGAACCACACUUCAAACAGACUACAUUCUGAAAAUACUUGGACUAGAUAUUUGUGCUGAUACAAUCGUCGGGGAUGCGCUCAGAAGAGGUAUCUCUGGUGGUGAAAAGAAAAGGUUGACAACAGGGGAGAUGAUAGUUGGCCCGACACACACGUUGUUUAUGGAUGAGAUAUCGAAUGGCUUGGACAGUUCGACAACACAUCAAAUUAUAGCCUGCCUUCAACAUCUGGCUCACAUUGCCGGUGCUACCAUCCUGGUUUCACUACUACAGCCUGCUCCCGAGACAUUUGAUCUCUUUGAUGAUAUCAUUUUGAUGGCUAAAGGAAAACUCAUAUAUCAUGGACCUCGAAGCAGUGUCUUGGAAUUCUUUGAAAGUUGCGGGUUUAGAUGUCCUGAAAGAAAAGGAGUGGCAGAUUUCCUUCAGGAAGUUAUCUCUGAAAAAGAUCAAGCACAAUAUUGGAAUGGAGGGGAAGGGACUUACAGUUACAUUAGUGUUGAUACAUUUUCGAGAAAAUUUGAAGAAUCCGAUUUGGGGAAAGCGCUGAAUGCACAUAUUUCUGUUCCAUUUGAAAAGUCUGAGGACAGUAAACGCGCAAUCAGCUUCAGUUCAUAUUCCCUUCCUAAAUGGACACUCUUUAAGGCUUGCAUAUCAAGGGAAUUGCUUCUCAUGAAGAGGAACUCUUUUGUUUACCUUCAUAAAACAAUUCAGCUGUUCAUCAUUGCAUCGAUGACAAUGACUGUAUUCCUGAGGAGGAGGACAGAUUUGAAUCUCAUCCAAGCGAAUCACUACAUGGGUGCCUUGUUUUUUGCUCUGAUAAAUCUUGUCAUUGAUGGAUUGCCAGAGCUGUCAAUGACUGUUGGGAGGCUGCCUGUAUUCUACAAACAGAGAGAUUUGUUCUUCUAUCCUGCUUGGGCAUAUACAAUUCCAUCUGCUGUUCUAAAGAUUCCGCUUUCAAUGCUGGAAUCCGCAGUUUGGACAUCCAUCACUUACUAUGGGAUUGGAUAUAGCCCUGAUUUGGGAAGGUUCUUCAGGCACAUGAUUCUUUUGUUUGCCCUCCACUUCUCAUCAAUAUCCAUGUUCCGUUUCUUGGCUUCUGUCUGUCGGACAGUGGUAGCUACUACAUUUGCUGGUAGCUUAUCAUUGUUGUUGCUAUCUUUAUUUAGUGGGUUCUUGAUCCCAAGAUCCUCCAUGCCAAUUUGGUUGAAAUGGGGGUUUUGGGUUUCUCCAAUGACAUAUGGUGAGAUUGGAUUAGCUUUGAAUGAGUUUCUCGCCGGCCGAUGGCAAAAGAUGCUUCCAUCAAAUACUACUACAGUCGGACUAGAAACUCUCAAUGCUCGUGGCCUUAACUUUGACAAAGACUAUUUCUGGAUUUCAGUUGGUGCCCUAUUUGGAUUUACAUUGAUUUUCAAUGUUGGGUUUACCUUGGCAUUGUCUUUCUUAAAUCCUGUUGGUUCUCGUGCCAUUAUUUCGAGGGAGAAACUCUCUGAAACGCAAAGAAGUAAAAGAUCUUCUAACAUCAUAUCACAUGCUGAUGAAAUGCCAGUUAGCUCUUCAGCUGAUAAAACUGGAGAUUGCCACAAAGGGAAAGUAAUCUUACCCUUUGAACCCCUCACUGUGGUAUUUAAAGAUUUGCAGUACUAUGUUGGAGCCCCUCCGGGAAUGAAGGAGAAUGGCUUCAACAAAAAAAGGCUUCAGCUUCUUCGUGACAUUACUGGUGCGCUUAAACCUGGAGUUCUCACAGCGCUUAUGGGCGUCAGUGGUGCUGGAAAAACUACUCUUCUUGAUGUACUUGCUGGUAGAAAGACCAGUGGCAUCAUAGAAGGAGAAAUUAAAAUUGAAGGGUAUCCGAAAGUCCAGAAGACAUUUGCCCGGGUUUCAGGAUACUGUGAGCAAAAUGACAUACACUCCCCUAACAUAACUAUUGAAGAAUCACUCAUUUUUUCUGCUUGGCUAAGGCUCGAUCCUCAAAUUGAUGCAAAAACUAAAUCUGAUUUUGUGAAACAAGUACUGGAGACCAUUGAACUUGAUAGUGCGAAAGACCACCUGGUGGGCAUCCCUGGUGACAGUGGUUUGUCAACUGAGCAACGCAAGCGGCUUACGAUCGCAGUGGAGCUUGUUGCUAAUCCUUCAAUUAUGUUCUUAGAUGAACCUACCACUGGACUGGAUGCAAGAGCAGCUGCAAUUGUCAUGCGAGCGGUAAAGAAUGUGGCUGAUACUGGAAGAACAAUAGUUUGCACCAUCCACCAACCAAGUAUUGGCAUUUUCGAAAAGUUUGAUGAGUUGAUUCUUCUGAAACCUGGUGGAAGAAUGAUGUACUAUGGGCCACUGGGAGAAAAUUCCUGCAAAGUGAUUGAAUACUUUGAGAGCACUGUGCUGGAUGAGGAAAGGGCAGAGCUGUGGGCUACUAUUGAGAGGCUGCCUACAAUGGAGCGGUUGAGAUGUUCUCUGUUUGAUGAAAUGACUGAGAAGAAUGAAGGUGGUGAUAAUACUCAAAGAAAAAAGGUGGUUGAUGUCACUAAGCUCGGCCCGGUGGAAAAGCAUCUGUUCAUUGAGAAGCUCAUCAAACACGUCGAGCACGACAACCUCGCAAUGUUGUACAAAAUCAAGAAGAGAAUGGACAAAGUUGGUGUAGCAUGGCCUACUGUAGAAAUAAGAUACAAGAAUCUCCAUGUAGAAGCAGAAUGUGAAGUUGUUUCCGGAAAGCCCCUCCCGACGCUUUGGAAUUAUUUAAGAAGCAUGAUUUUGGACCUUCCGAGGAUUGCUGGUAUAAGUUCACAAUUAUCCAAGAUCUGUAUACUUGCUGAUGUUAGUGGCAUUGUCAAGCCUGGAAGAAUGACUCUCAUAUUAGGUCCUCCAGGUUGUGGAAAGACUUCUUUACUUAAAGCUCUUUCAGGAAAUCUUGACAAAUCUCUCCAGGUUUCUGGAGAAAUAUCCUACAACAGAUUCAAACUAAACGAAUUUGUACCCCAGAAAACUUCUGCUUAUAUUAGCCAAUAUGAUAUGCAUGUUCCAGAAAUGACUGUGAGAGAAACCCUUGAUUUUUCAUCCCGUUGCCAGGGUGUUGGGAGCAGAGCAGCUAUAAUGAAUGAAGUAAUUCGGAAGGAGAAAGAGGGAGGAUUAAUUCCGGAUCCAGAUAUUGAUACAUACAUGAAGGGAAUCUCUGUUGAAGGCCAAAAGUCUACUCUCCAAACAGAGUACAUUCUAAAAAUACUUGGACUCGAUAUCUGUGACAAUACCAUUGUUGGAGAUGCCAUGAGGAGAGGUAUCUCGGGAGGUGAAAAGAAGAGAUUGACAACAGGAGAGAUGAUUGUUGGGCCUACAAGAGCAUUACUUAUGGAUGAAAUAUCUAACGGAUUGGAUAGUUCGACAACAUUUCAGAUUGUUUCUUGCCUUCAGCAAUUUGCACAUCUCACAGAUGCUACUGUACUAGUAUCCCUUCUUCAACCUGCACCAGAAACAUUUGAUUUGUUUGAUGAUAUCAUCUUAAUGUCUGAGGGAAAAAUUGUCUAUCAUGGACCAAGAGAAAGUAUUUUGACAUUUUUUGAGAAUUGUGGAUUUAAGUGCCCUGAAAGAAAAGGAGUUGCAGAUUUCCUUCAAGAGGCUAUCUCGAAAAAGGAUCAGGAACAAUACUGGUGUCGAAGUCAAGAAAGUUACACUUACCACUCUGUUGAUGCAUUAUCAAUGAAAUUCAAGGAAUCUGUGUGUGGUAAAAGUCUUGAAGAAGAGCUUUCAGAAUCCUUUUUGACAUCUGAGCGGCAGAAAGAAGCUAUUACCUUUAGUACUUUCAUGAUUCCUAAAUGGGAACUCUUCAAAGCUUGCUUGUGGAGAGAGCUUAUUCUCAUGAAAAGAAAUUCUUUCGUCUAUGUAUUUAAAUCACUGCAGCUUUUUGUAAUUGCUUCAGUUACUAUGACUGUAUUUCUUCGCACCAGAAUGGAUGUUGAUCUUCUUCAUUCAAACUAUUACUUGGGAGCUUUGUUUUUGGCUCUCACCAUGAUUCUAUUCAAUGGGACUCCGGAGCUGCCAAUGACUGUUGUACGACUAGGUAUCUUCUACAAGCAAAGAGACGUAUACUUAUACCCUGCUUGGGCUUAUGCAAUUCCAUCAGCUAUUCUAAAGAUUCCUAUAUCUCUUUUGGAGUCUGUAGUCUGGACAUCACUGACUUACUAUGUCAUUGGAUACAGUCCCGAGAUUGAAAGGUUCUUUCGCCAGUUGAUCUUGUUAUUUCUGGUUCACUUCACAUCAAUAUCCAUGUUUCGUUUUAUUGCUUCUGUCUGUCGGACAGUGAUUCUGUCUGCAUCAGUUGCCAGCUUUUCGAUAUGCUUUCUUCUACUAUUUGGCGGCUUCUUGAUUGACAGACCCUCCAUGCCAACGUGGUUAAAGUGGGGAUUUUGGGUUUGCCCUUUAGCAUAUGGUGAGAUAGGCCUAGCUUUGAAUGAAUUUCUUGCUCCAAGAUGGCAAAAGAUGCUUCCUUCAAACACCUCCAUAGGUAGACAAACUCUUGAAAGCCGGGGGUUGAAUUUUGAUGGGCACUUCUUUUGGAUUUCAGUUGGUGCUUUGUUUGGGUUUAUAUUAUUGUUCAAUAUCGGAUUUAUUUUGGCUUUAAGCUUCUUGAAUGCCCCACGCUCUCGUGUUAUUAUUUCAAGAGAAAAGCUCUCUCAAUUGAAAGGAGACACUAAUCCAGUUAGGUUGAACUCUCAGGAUAGGGUGAAUUACGAUCUUCCUAGUACUGGUCAUAUAGGAUCUUGUAAUGGAAAAAUGACUUUGCCUUUCGAACCAUUUUCUGUAGUUUUUCAGGAUCUGCAGUACUACAUCAAUGCUCCAAUGGCGACAAAGGAGCAAGGUUUAUCCAAGAAAAAGAUUCAAAUCCUUAGUGAUAUAACAGGUGCAUUUAGACCUGGUGUUCUUGCUGCAGUAAUGGGCGUUAGUGGAGCAGGAAAGACUACGCUUCUCGACGUACUUGCAGGAAGGAAAACAAGUGGCAUCACAGAAGGAAACAUUUGGAUUGGUGGAUUUCCUAAAGUUCAAAAAACAUUUGCUCGAGUUUUAGGUUACUGUGAGCAAACAGACAUACACUCUCCACAAAUUACAGUUGAAGAAUCAAUUAUAUUUUCUUCUUGGCUACGCCUUCACCCUCAAAUUGACUCAAGAACUAGAGCGGAAUUUGUGAAAGAGGUUUUAGAAACUAUCGAGCUGGAUGGAAUAAAAGAUUCUCUUGUGGGCAUUCAAGGCAUUAGUGGUUUGUCUACCGAGCAAAGAAAGAGACUAACAAUUGCUGUUGAGCUGGUUGCUAACCCUUCUAUCUUGUUCAUGGAUGAGCCAACAACUGGAUUGGAUGCAAAAGCAGCUGCAAUUGUCAUGCGGGCUGUGAAGAAUAUCUCUGAUACAGGAAGAACUGUUGUUUGUUCCAUUCACCAGCCAAGUAUUGACAUAUUCGAAGCAUUUGAUGAGGUAAUUCUCUUGAAAACUGGAGGACGGGUGCUGUAUUCUGGACCACUGGGGCAACAAUCCAGUAAAGUUAUUGAAUACUUUGAGGGAAUCUCAGGAGUGCCAAAGAUAAAGAACAAUUACAACCCAGCAACCUGGAUGUUGGAGAUCACUUCAACAUCUUUUGAAGCUGAACUCGGUUUAGAUUUUGCUGAGAUAUACCAGAAGUCUGCUUUAUACAAGCAAACCAAAGAAUUAGUGAGGGUAUUGAGCACUCCACUUCUUGAUUCAAAAGUCCUGGAAUUCCCAUCUCGUUUUCCGCUGAAUGGUUGGGGACAGUUUAAAGCUUGCCUCUGGAAACAGUACUGGUCCUAUUGGAGAAGCCCUUCAUACAAUAUUAUCCGUACGCUCUACAUGUUUAUAACAUCAUUAAUCUUUGGUUCCCUAUUCUGGGGUCAAGGCAAAAGGCUAGACAGUCAACAAAACUUGUUCAAUGUUCUUGGUGCAAUGUUCAGCUCUACAAUCUUUUGUGGCAUAAAUAAUUCUACGUUGUCCCAACGUUAUGUCAGCAGAGAGCGCAAUGUGCUUUAUCGUGAGAAAUUUGCUGGAAUGUACUCUCCAUGGGCUUAUGCAAUUGCUCAGGUCACCAUUGAGAUUCCUUAUAUAUUUAUCCAAACAGCUAUAUACACGGUCAUCACCUAUCCGAUGAUUGGGUUUUCUCCAGCAGGCAACAAGGUCUUAUGGUAUUUCUACACGAUGUUCUGUACAUUGCUUUACUUCAGUUAUCUUGGUAUGCUAAUGGUUUCAAUCACACCAAGCCUUCCAAUGGCAUCAAUACAGCUAUCAACCUGUCACACAUUAUUCAACAUCUUUGCUGGCUUCCUUGUUCCUCAACCACAAAUUCCAAAAUGGUGGGUUUGGACAUAUUACGUAACUCCAACUGCGUGGACUUUGAAAGGUUUGCUUACCUCACAAUAUGGGGAUAACCAUAAGCUGAUUCAAGUGUUUGGAGAAAAUAAAUCCGUAGGUGAUUUUCUGAGUGAAUAUUUCGGAUUUAAUUACAGUCAACUCCCUCUUGUGGGCGUCGUUUUGUUUUUAUACCCAGUCGUUUUUGCAUUUUUAUUUGCUUAUUGUAUUGCAAAGUUACACUUCCAAAAAAGGUAA
Molecule: messenger RNA, 7548 nt
Organism: Oldenlandia corymbosa var. corymbosa
Lineage: Eukaryota; Viridiplantae; Streptophyta; Magnoliopsida; Gentianales; Rubiaceae
Source: the annotation of a GenBank genome assembly